CUCAGUGACACCCUCGAGUCCCAGCCGCAUGCCAGUGCUUGUCCAGCAAUGGUGAGGGAGGUCUGGAGCCCCAGCACUGAACAAACAGCCCACAGCUUGUGUGAUGGCUGUGUCCGUCAGGACGACAUCUUCGAGGCUGUCAACGAUGGCAAUUUGCUGCGUGUCACGCAGCUAAUCGACAAGCGAGGCAAGAAGAUAUUGGACACACGAGACGAAGAUUCCUUCACCAAGGUAGGCAACUGUAAAAGGUCGCCUUUCUGUGCUUUCCCAUUCCUGCACUCUCCAUUCCUUUGACUGCAGUUCACGCCCGUCAUUGAGGCUGCAGAGGAGGGGAAAGUUGACAUCAUGAAGGUCAUGUACGAGCGGUACGGCCCGUCGAUACUGCAGCAACGAGACACGGUACCACCACAGCCAAAUGCCCAUGCAUGGCCAUGGUGAUGAUAUGUCUUGUGCUGUCGUGGACUGCAGGGUGGUGAAAGCGCCCUGCAUUGGGCUGCAUUCUGCAAGCAGCUUGCAGCUGUCAAUCAGCUGCUGGCGUGGGAUCCCAAGCUGAUCGACGCACGCGACAGAGUAAGAAAGUACAUGUACACAUAUCUCCGAUGGGCUGUCGUGUGUCGAUUGAAUGCACAUUGUAUGCAGACCAAGCGGACAGCCUUCCACGCGGCCGCCGACCAUGAUGCUGUUGAUGUGAUGAAGGCCAUGUGCGCCAUCAAAGGCAAAGACCUCCUCACAGAGACGGACGACGUGAGACACACACAGGGGGACUUGCAUGUAUAUGGUGUCUCUCUUGCAUACGUCAGAAUGGAGACACGGCACUGCAUGUUGCCCUCACUAUGGGUCAUUUGGCUGCUGCGGCUCAGCUGCUGGAGUGGGGCGGUCCACAGCUGCUGGAAAUCAAGAACGACGAGGUAAGUCCACCUUCACCAUGUCCUCUCUUCACCAUCGAUGAUCGUGACGGAUGGCAACAGGGUGUGACGCCGUGGGAUAUGACGGCCGAGAAGCCCAAAAUGAGAAAGGCCAUCGAGAAAUACAAACAGUAGAGGAAUCGUCAAGGCCGCGCUCUGUCUGUGUGUCGGCGUCAUAUAGCACCAGGGGUAUCUAUCCUUCACGGGAUAGGUUGUGUGACGUGACUGUAUGUGUGGAGUGGUCACCUUGGUUGCUGCAUGGGCGUCUCUCGAAGCCAGAGACUCAUGCAGCUGAGGUCCGUGCGUGGGGGGAAG
Molecule: messenger RNA, 1220 nt
Organism: Vitrella brassicaformis
Lineage: Eukaryota; Vitrellaceae
Source: the annotation of a GenBank genome assembly